AUGGAGGCUGUAAUUGCUAUGAGUCACUGCACUUAUGAUCAGAGAGUUACUUAUGUUGCUGGAUGUUUUGUGUUUGAUGCUUUGUCAUGGUGGAACAAUGAGAUCUGCCUUCAGAUUGUCGGUCCACCUCCACUAAGAGCAAACCAAGGACAACAAGCCAGAGGUCAGGUCUUUGCCUUAAAUGCUGUGGAAGCUGCUAAUGAUCCUAACGUUGUUACUGGUACAUUUCUUCUAAAUGAUCAUGAUGCUACUAUGUUAUUCGAUUCUAGAGCCGACUACAGUUUCGUGUCUACUAACUUGUUGUGUAACUUAAAUGUGCCAACACGUUACUUGCAUACUUAUUAUGAGAUAGAGGUAGCUAGUGGUCAACUUGCUAGACUAGAUUGUGUAGUGCCUAAAUGUAUUCUUACUCUUGAGGGCUAUUCGUUUUACAUUGACUUGAUUCCGUUUGGAAUGGGUAGCUUUGACGUUAUCGUUGGGUUGGAUUGGUUGUCCCGUGUUGAUGCAUCUAUUGUUUGUCGCACAAAAAUUCUUAGAAUACCUAUGAGUGAUGGACAUGUACUAGAGAUUCAUGGUGAGCGAACCGAAACCAUCGACCGACAUCUUAUGAGUGCUACCGAAAAAGUAGUCAAGCUAGCUGAUAUUCCUAUCGUGCGUGAUUUCUCCGAUGUUUUUCUAGAUGAUGUGGUGGAAUUACCCCCACCUAGACAAGUCGAGUUUCGCAUUGAUCUUGUACCUUACGCUAUGCCAGCAGCUAAGUCACCGUACCGUUUGGCUCCUUCUGAAAUGCAAGAACUAGCGACACAAUUGCAAGAAUUACAAGAUAAAGGAUUCAUCCGACCGAGUUCUUCACCUUGGGGCGCACCUAUAUUAUUUGUUAAAAAGAAGGACGGGUCCUUUCGCAUGUGCAUUGAUUAUCGCGAGUUGAACAAACUAACGAUCAAGAAUCGAUAUCCAUUGUCGCGCAUUGACAAGCUAUUCGAUCAGUUGGAAGGCGCUAAGUACUUCUCGAAGAUUGAUCUUCGUUCGGGUUACCAUUAG
Molecule: messenger RNA, 1041 nt
Organism: Erigeron canadensis
Lineage: Eukaryota; Viridiplantae; Streptophyta; Magnoliopsida; Asterales; Asteraceae
Exons: 2
Coding region: 1-1041 (346 amino acids)
Source: RefSeq, a predicted model, not a curated record